GUGACUGGGGGCUGGAAAUGGGGCGGGAGCGGGGCUGUGGAGCCGCGGCGGCCUCUGUCAUGGACUCCUGGGUCCGCUUCAGUGCUCAGAGCCAGGCUCGGGAGCGGCUCUGUCGGGGUGCCCAGUAUGCGUGCUCCCUUCUUGGCCAUGCCCUGCAGAGACGUGGGGCCAGUCCUGACUUAUUGAAACAGAUUCAACAACUGGAGAGUCAUCUCAGCCUUGGAAGAAAGAUUCUACGCCUGGGCAACUCAGCAGAUGCUCUCGAGUCAGCCAAAAGAGCUGUGCACCUAUCCGAUAUUGUCCUGAGAUUCUGCAUCACGGUUAGUCACCUCAAUCGAGCCUUGUACUUCGCAUGUGACAAUGUCCUAUGGGCUGGAAAGUCUGGACUAGCUCCCUGUGUGGAUCAAGAGAAGUGGGCUCAGCGCUCAUUCAGGUACUAUCUCUUUUCCCUCAUCAUGAAUUUGAGCCGGGAUGCUUAUGAAAUUCGCUUACUCAUGGAACAAGAGUCUUCAGCUUGUAACCGGCGACUGAAGGGUUCUGCAGGAGGAGUCCCAGGAGGACUUGAAACUGGGGGACCUGGGGGACCAGGAACUCCAGGAAGAGGCCUGCCUCACCUGGCUCUGAAGCUUCGGCUCCAAGUCUUGCUCCUGGCUCGGGUCCUUCGAGGUCAUCCCCCACUUCUGCUAGAUGUAGUCAGAAAUGCCUGUGAUCUCUUCAUACCACUGGACAAAUUAGGCCUCUGGCGCUGUGGCCCUGGAAUUGUGGGGCUUUGUGGCCUUGUGUCCUCCAUCCUGUCAAUUCUCACCCUAAUCUAUCCCUGGUUACGACUCAAGCCAUGACAGUCUGGUACAGGAUAAGGAGGGGACCUGAACUGGUGAAGUGGAAUCUUAGAUCAUCCCCCAUGUACUAGCCUCAUUCUAAUUCUGCUUCUUGAGUAGUUAAAAUCCAGAAUUUAGGGGUUUAUGGAAGAGUUUGGGGAAGAUGAGGCAAAGACAGAUGACUUGUCAAUAGAAUGAUUCUGAUGCCCAGAUAUGGCUAAGCGUUUGUUCUUUUCCUCUCAUUGUCUGAAUCUCUCUUGACUCUUUAUUUCAUCAUCCCAUGUCUAUUUAAGAUACUUUUUACUUUACCUCCUCAGUCCCCUGUCCAGGAAUUUGAACAGAGAUACUUUCUGGGAGGGAAGGUAUCAGGUUUGGUUUGUAAAACUCUGCCUCCUUUUUUUUUCCCAGAGGAUGCUUGUGGCAAAUUUUUUUCUCCUUCGAACUCCAAACCAUAACUUUUUGUUUGUUUGUUUUAGUCAGGGUCUCACUAUGCAGCCCAGGCUGGCCUCAAACUCAAGUGAUCCUGCCUCAGCCUCCUGAGUGCUGAGAUUACAAAUGUGUGCCACCAUGCCUGGCAUAAAUCACACUUUUUAAGACUUAUGUCCCAGUAAACUCUUUCUUCACAUCUCUGCACCACAGGUUGUUUAGUGCUUUCUCUUCCAUCCUCAUAUCUACCUCACCAGCCUCUCUCAUGACCUGGCCCUUACCCUUCCCUGUACUCACACCUUCAGAUUUCUGCUUGCACUUUGAUUUCAGAGCUUUGUUCCCUCGCUGGUUCUUACUUUACCUAUCCAGACUGAUGCUGUGUCUAGCAUCCUGCUGUAAAUAUUGUACAAUGAUUCUCUGUAAAUGUCUGUGGCCCAUGUCCACCAUGGAGAGCAAAUUAAAGAUCAGUGUGCUCGUUGA
This is a messenger RNA of Heterocephalus glaber (naked mole-rat), 1724 nucleotides long. It is a transcript of the gene Pex11b, whose product is annotated as peroxisomal biogenesis factor 11 beta. Lineage: Eukaryota; Metazoa; Chordata; Mammalia; Rodentia; Bathyergidae. The record is from RefSeq and is a predicted model, not a curated record. Gene Ontology annotation, cellular component: peroxisomal membrane. Gene Ontology annotation, biological process: peroxisome fission.